CCUCAGGCCGGCGCAGUCACGUGACUAGGCGCGCCCGCCCGUUGUGGCCAUGGCGGCCUCAGGCUCCGGUGUGGUGAGGCGAGUGGAGGAGCUCGGGGACCUGGCUCAGGCCCACAUACAACAACUUAGCGAAGCCGCCGGCGAAGAUGAUCACUUUUUAAUUCGGGCCUCUGCAGCUCUAGAAAAAUUGAAACUUCUGUGUGGAGAAGACAAAGAAUGUUCAAAUCCAUCAAAUCUUCUUGAACUUUACACACAGGCUAUUUUGGACAUGACAUAUUUUGAGGAGAACAAGCUAGUAGAUGAAGAUUUUCCUGAAGAUUCUUCACAAAAAGUAAAAGAGUUGAUCAGUUUUCUUUCAGAACCAGAAAUUUUGGUUAAAGAAAAUAACAUGCAUCCAAAACACUGCGAUUUGCUUGGGGAUGAACUCCUGGAAUGUCUCUCUUGGAGACGAGGAGCCCUACUCUACAUGUAUUGUCAUUCUCUGACCAAAAGGAGAGAAUGGCUCACAAGAAAAUCUAGCUUGCUUAAAAAGUACCUUGUUGAUGGAAUCAGUUAUUUGCUACAGAUGCUGAAUUUUCGGUGUCCCAUCCAGUUAAAUGAAGGAGUUUCUUUCCAAGACCUAGACACAGCUAAAUUACUGAGUGAAGGAAUAUUUAGUGACAUUCAUUUGCUGGCUAUGAUGUACAGUGGAGAAAUGUGUUAUUGGGGAUUGAAGCAUUGUGCAGAUCAACAGCCAGAAAAUCAUGAAGUGGAUACUGGUGUUUCUGGAGCAAGCUACACUACACACAAAGAACCUUUGGAUUUCCGAGAAGUAGGAGAAAAAAUUUUGAAAAAGUAUGUAUCUGUGUGCGAAGGACCCCUGAAAGAACAAGAAUGGAAUACAACAAAUGCAAAACAAAUUUUAAACUUCUUUCAGCAUCACACUAACUAGGGUGAGUGUUAAAGGCCGAGAGCCCCACCUGGUAUCUUGCUGACAGUCUUUCUGUCUACCUCAGUUCCUGUUGUCGUCUUGGGAUGAUCUGUCUGAUACCUUGCCAGUAUCCUUCACCUCUGGGCCGUUGACUUCAUCACAUUCCAGGAACUUAACUCCCACGGCCUCAACAUGAAUAUCACCAUCCUGAGUUUCUCUUUCUGAAAUCUUAAAUUUCAAUAGCUAAUGACAUUCUUAUCUUUCCAGUUUUUUACUUCCUCAUUUUGAUUGAUUCUUCUCCCUCUUAUUUCUUUUGUAUCUCUUUAGCUUCCUCAUAGCCUCCUCCUCUUGCUGCCCCCUUUUCUCCUCACCAUCAGCCUCUUUCAGAUUUUCUUCCUUCCCUGUCCAGCCUUGGCCUUAUGGGGCACCAUAUGACGUGCUCUCCACAGUCCCUUCAAAUCCAUCUUCCCGUGGUCUUUCAGCCUAAUCAUUCUGCAGUCCCUCAACAUUGAAUUAAUCCUAUCGUUCCACCUUCUUUUUUGGGGAUGCUGAGUUCCAUGUGAAGUUCCUGCAGCUCCUUCAAAGUGGAAUCACUCUAAGUGUCUUGCCUUCAGCUUUAGAAGAGCCCUCAGUGUAAGCCUUUUGUCUGUUACUAGUAUGGCCCCUGUCCCUUUCCCACUGUGGCUAAUCCAAACUUCUGACUUGCCUCAUCACUCUCCUCUGGCCCUUUGUCCCCUCCCCUAGCACAUGGCUGUUGGUCCUGUCUUACAGAAAAUAGAGACUAUGAGGAGGUCAGUGUUUGUUCACCCAUUUUGCCCUGCUCAUGUCCCCGCUUUGAGGAGGAAAAGAGGUAUCCUGCUUCGUGUUGAAGACUAGUGUCCACGUUUCCUCUCUGCCGGCUCCCUCAUUCCCCCGACACUUCUCUUUUUUCUGCCAAUAUCCUGUACGUAUUGCUCUUUUCCAGAGUACUGUUUUUUCUUUUUCCUCCCUCUUCUCCCAUUUUUCCUUCCUUCCUUCCUUUCUCCCUUUUUUCUUUUUUACUUACUCUAAAUACAGUUGACCCUUGAACAACACAGGUUUGAACUACGUGGGUCUACCUACACGUGGGGUUUUUUUCAGUAGUAAAUACUACAGUACUACACAAUCAGUGGUUGGUUGCAUCUCCGGAUACAGAGGAAUUGCAGAUAUGGAGGGCUGACUAAAAGUUAUAUGCAGAUUUUUUUUUUUUUUUUUUCCGGUACACGGGCCUCUCACUGUUGUGGCCUCUCCCGUUGCGGAGCACAGGCUCCGGACGCACAGGCUCAGCAGUCAUGGCUCACGGGCCCAGCAGCUUCGCGGUAUGUGGGAUCCUCCCGGACUGGGGCACGAACCCACAUCCUCUGCAUCGGCAGGCGGACUCUCAACCACUGCGCCACCAGGGAAGCCCUAUAUGCAGAUUUUUGACUGCUAGGAGGAUUGCACCCCUAACUCCAUCAUUGUUCAAAGGUCAACUGUGCAUUUAUGUGAUGUUAUUGAUAGCCACAGCUUCUAUCACCUGUAAUGUUAGGCUGACUCCCAAACCUGUAGCUUGAAACCCAGCUUCUGCUUUCUAAACCUUCUUUCUAACUGCCUAUUAAAUAUCUUCACUUAGACAUCCCAUAGUAAUUUUAAAUUCGAUAUGUUCAAACAACUAAUCCUUACUUUUCAUCUAAAAUCUUUUCCAGUUCAUGUUUUCUCUUUUUUUGAUCUUCCACGAAGCAGGGCAACACAGAAUGCUGUAACCUACUUCUGCCUACCGUGCCAGCCACAUCUCUGCAGCUCUUCCUGUGUGAUCAUUUUCUAGUCCAGUGUUCCUUAGGCUCAUUUUUGAUCAACAUUCUGAUGGAGCUGCUUGGGACAAGGAGAGUCUCUCCCUAUCUCUGCCUUUGUCUCCUUGUUUAUCCUUACACAGCUAAGAAGAUUUUUAUUUAACUUAGCUUUUACAAGUUUUGCUAUGAAAAUAACCUUUGUGCUUUCUAAGUAUAAAUGUUUAAAUCACAGACUGCCCACCCUCACCCCACCCUUUUUGGAGAAUCAUGAUCAAUCACAAGUAUACUAGUUCCUUCCCCAAUGUGCUGUGUGUAUUUUUUCCUCAAUAUCCUCGUUACUUCUGGCUGGAACACUUUGCCCUUCUUUGUAGUCAAGUGAAUACCUAUUUAUCCUUUAGGACUCAGCUCCAGUGAUAUUGGAUCCAUAAGGCUUUUUCCAGCCCUUUUCAGUCAAAGUUACAUGUCAUUCUGCUUCUGCUCCCUGAAACUUCCCCAACCCAUGUUAUCACACUGAUCACAUUGCUUUAUAGUCAUUUUUCUUAUGAGUUGGCAAACUCUAUAUUUUAAAAAUGUAUCUUUAUGUAUAGUGCUUAAUGAAUAGUAGGCCCUUAGUAAUGUUUUUGAAUUAAUAAGAGGUAUGAUUCUUAAGUGCUGAAGUCUGCCACAAAAGGGUUACUGCUCUUGGAUUCCAAACUGCCCUGACCUCUGUACCAGUGGUUGACAAGGCCAAGAGGGAAUUACUCCUCAGAGGAGUAAAGUAUCAUUUAGAUCUAGAACCAGAGAAAAGUAGAGAGCUUUCUCUUCAGAAGCUGGGAACUCCAUUUUGUCUUCAUGACCCUGUGAACCACUUGGGUCUCUCACUGGUUGGUACACUAAUGGGGCUACUGUUGGGUGCUUUUUGUACAACUUUUUCAUCCCCCACACAAUUGGAGAAUAAUUUGUAGACCAUAACAGUUAUAAUGCUUUUUACUGUGAUGUAUUACAAAACAAUGGACAGUACAUUUUUGUAUGUGUUAAAGCCUGCUAUGUAAAUUCUGUUUCAUUUAGAAUGGAUUAACUUCAAAAUACCAAAUACUCCACAUAAGAAAAGUACUAUAAUUACUGUAAUUCACUCAUCAACAACUAUUAUGUGCCUAUUACAUGCUAGGUUUUAUCCUAGGCACUGAGUAUAUAGCUUUGUAAAACACCAGAGUUUGUUUUCUAGUGGAGGAAGUUAACGCAUUUUAAGAAAUAAAUGUGUAGCUUGGUGAGUGAUGAGUGCUAUGAAGAAUAAAGCAGGGCAUGGGGCUAAUGUGACUCAAGAGGGGUGCUGUUUUAUUUAGGGUGGUUGGGAAGGCACCUGUAAGCACCUGUCCACUUCAGCAUUUGGCUCUACCCCUCUGGUUGAAUACUGUUCAGUGUGCCAUUGCACAUUCAGUAUAUUCAUGAAGUUUCUCUUUCUUAUGGAAGUUUUGAUGAUGAAUUAAACAAUGAAUCACUACCUAAGAACUUCUCAUUUUGAUCCCAUUUAAAGGGUUUCUCUCCAGUGUGGCCCUUACUAAUGGGUAAGUGAUAACCUAAAGACCUUGUAGCAUUUAUUACACUUGCAGUUUCUCUCCAUUUUGAACUCUGAUGGUUACUAAAACUCUGUUAAAGGAUUUUUCAUAAUCCUUAAAUUUGUAUGGUUCUUUUCCAUUAUGAAUUUUCUCAUGUUAUCUAGGCUUUGAGACUUAGUUAAAGGCUUGUUUGCUUUGCUGCAUUUAUAGGGUUUCUGGCUACUGUAAAUUGUUUGAUGCUGAUUAAGGUGCAGAUCAUGAGUGAAGACUUUCCCUUACUUGUUUGCAUACAGUAGAGUGAGGUGAGAGUCAUUGGCUAAAACCCCACAAUGAAAUUUACAUUCCUGCCUUUACAGUCAGUCCCACUGGGAAUUCUCUGAUAUUCAUUAAAGUGGGAGAUUCAUUUUAAUGCCAUUUUUUAAAAACCCACAGCUGGCUUAUAUGCUAGUUUUAGAUUGCUUGUCACUUUUCUCUCUCCACCUUCCAGGGCUCCUUUUCUGACUCCCAUAAGGAUACCCCUUCUACCACAGAAUACAGGAUUCCAUAGUUUUCUAGUAUCACCUCCUUGUAUUAUUUUUUUUAACACAAUAUGAGCUAUCAUGGAAGUAUUACAUUAACAUACAUUUAAUGUAUCCACAGUUAAAAUAUGCAUUAUGUAUUUGUGCUGCUGUUCCUUACUGUUUUUUAUUUUCCUACUUCUAGUGAAAAUUUCCAAGUAAAAUGUUUUGGAGCAUAUAAAAUUAAAAAAAAAUAAAACCAUAGUCCCAUA
Molecule: messenger RNA, 5001 nt
Organism: Lagenorhynchus albirostris (white-beaked dolphin)
Lineage: Eukaryota; Metazoa; Chordata; Mammalia; Artiodactyla; Delphinidae
Gene: RIMOC1
Product: RAB7A interacting MON1-CCZ1 complex subunit 1
Exons: 7
Coding region: 50-931 (293 amino acids)
Biological process (GO): mitophagy
Source: RefSeq, a predicted model, not a curated record